Messenger RNA from Poecilia reticulata (guppy), 1162 nucleotides. It is a transcript of the gene eef1akmt2, whose product is annotated as EEF1A lysine methyltransferase 2. Gene Ontology annotation, cellular component: cytoplasm. Gene Ontology annotation, molecular function: protein-lysine N-methyltransferase activity. Lineage: Eukaryota; Metazoa; Chordata; Actinopteri; Cyprinodontiformes; Poeciliidae. The record is from RefSeq and is a predicted model, not a curated record.
UUCCUUGUGGGAAAUGUAGGCUGCCUCUGCUGUGAACCCGCAGCAACAUGGCAGAACCCAGACAGGACUCACAUGGUUGUGGAAACUGCUCGGAUUUAGAAGAAGAUAAAUAUUCCGAUGAUGAUUUUGAAACGUCAAAACUCGGAACCAAAGAAUAUUGGGAGGAAGCAUACCAAAAAGAGCUAGAGACGUUUAAAGACAUUGGAGACGUUGGCGAAAUAUGGUUUGGUGAGGAAAGCAUGAAUCGUGUCCUGCGAUGGAUGCAGAAAGCUAAGAUCCCUGAGGAUGCUGCCAUUCUCGACAUUGGCACCGGAAAUGGGGCCUUCUUGGUUGAACUGGCAAAACAUGGAUACAGAAACCUUACCGGUAUAGAUUAUUCUCCAGCAUCAGUAGAACUGGCCCGAAAUGUUCUGCAGGCAGAGGGCUUAACUGACGUCACUGUAAAGGAGACGGAUUUCCUGAACUGCGGUGGAGAACUCGCGGGUUUUGAUGUCUGCAUUGAUAAAGGAACUUUUGAUGCAAUUAGUUUAAACCCAGACGACAACAAGGAGGGCAAGAAACUGUAUGUCCACACCCUAAGAGACGCUCUUAAGGACAGCGGCAUCUUUGCCAUCACCUCCUGUAACUGGACAAAAGAGCAGCUGCUGGAGAGAUUCUGUGAAGGAUUUGAAUUUGUACAGGAGUUGCCUACCCCGAGCUUCCAGUUUGGAGGAAGAAUUGGCAACAGUGUGGCAGCACUAAUCUUCAAGAGAGUGCGUUGAUUGAAGUUUCUCAAGUGAAUGUUUGUCUCUUUUUUUAAUUUGCUUUUUUUUCCCAUUUGAGACCACAUAUUUUAGUUUGAUCUUUUGUACAAAUCACGUCUAUAGUGUAUUGCAAUAAAGCAAAUCCACAGUAGUCGACUGGGAUUUUUUUCUUUAUACUAAAUUGAGUUUUUAUUGUUUCAGUUCACUCAGAUUUUUUUUUAAUCUUUCAGUUUGAUUGUUGUAUAGUAGUUAGCAUUGUGUUUAAAAUCAAACUAACACUUUGUUAUUGUGACUUUUUUUAAAUUUUUUAAAUCAAACAGAAGUCUAGAUUUAGUUUGUACCUGCAGGGAGACCUAGCAGUCCAUUCAUAUUUAGCUGAAUAUUUUUCCUCAUUCCAUAAAUUAAAAUGUAAUCCCUGA